AUGCCUCUUUUCCACAAGUCCCACACCGAGAACGGUUACUCCGUCAAGCCAACUGCCAUUCCUGCUCCAGGAAACAACGCAUUCUUGUCGGACACCUUCACCUCUGAUGCCCCAACCGAUAAGCAAAUCUCUUGCGGUUUCUACAGACAGGAGGCUGGAGAGGCAUUGGUUUACCCUUACGACUAUGACGAGAUGAAGAUCAACGUCGAGGUCCACGGAAAGUUCACCAUCAGCGAUGAGACUGGAGCUUCCUACAACAUCACCCCUGGUGACACCCUCUACUUCCCAAAGGGAUGCACCAUCACCUUCAAGGUUGAGGGUACUGACACUGUUCCUGAGUCCGAGGCUUACGCUUUGAACUUCUUUUGCGGUCUGAGACCAAAUGGAGCUGCUUAA
Molecule: messenger RNA, 396 nt
Organism: Ogataea philodendri
Lineage: Eukaryota; Fungi; Ascomycota; Pichiomycetes; Pichiales; Pichiaceae
Exons: 1
Coding region: 1-396 (131 amino acids)
Source: RefSeq, a predicted model, not a curated record